GGUAGCGGAGAGUUGUGACAUCAUGGCUCCGUACCCUUACUUACAACUGGUCCUCUUGACCGGCCUUUCUCUGUACAUGAAUUUCUCUGUCACCUCAAGUUUGCCAUUUGCUGUCCGCUUGGUUAACGGGGUCACAAACACUUCCGGCCGUGUGGAGGUCUUCCAUGCCGGCGAAUGGGGGACCGUUUGUGAUGAUAGCUGGGGAAACAAAGACGCUCGAGUUGUGUGCAGAAUGUUCGGAUACAGCAAUGGCAUGGGAGUUGGUGUUGCGUACUUUGGAGCUGGUUCGGGAUCUAUCUUGAUGGAUGAUGUCGCAUGUGACGGCUCAGAGCAAAGUCUUGAUGAUUGCCCGUUUAGUGGUUGGGGAGAUGAAAAUUGUGGUCAUAAUGAAGAUGCAGGCGUGAUAUGUUUCACAGGAGAUCAAGGUUCUCCUAGUUCCCAUGUAUCAGUAAGUAUAAACCCAACAAAUGAGGGACAGGAGAACUCCACAGUGGAUCUGACGUGUCAUUUGGUAGAUGGUGAAACCACGACCAGUCUCAUGUGGACGUGCCCUGCGUCAGUGUCUAAAACAGCCCAUAACACCACAAGUCACGGAGACAAUCACACGUCAACAAUCACAGUGACUCUGACACGUCAGGCGAAUGGACAACGAUGUAACUGUACUGGGAGUCAGACAAACUCAGGAAGUGACCAAUCGCCAGUGUUUGCUGUCAAGUUUGGUCCAGACAGUAUCAGUAUAACCGGAAACAAAGUGGUAGUGGCAGACGGUACCAAUACCCUGACCUUGACCUGUACAUCACAGGAGUACAACAAACACGUACACAUCACGUGGUAUAACGGUACAACACGGAUAUCUAACACGGGGGACGUCACUAACACGUCAGGCACUUACGGAGGGUCCAUAUCGACACAGAUUCUCAAUCUUACACCCGACAGAUACCAGAAUGGCAAUGUGAUCAAGUGUGUUUUUCAAAACGAGGAUGUAUUGAUAGGGGAGAGAACCACGUCAGUUGCACUUGUUAUUAAAGAUGUUAUCACCGGCACCGAGUCAAGUAUUGGUUAUGUAGUUGGAGGUGUCACGGGGUCAGUGUUGGCGCUAACUGCUAUAGUAGGCGCUUUCCUGAUAUACAGACGAAGAUAUGUUAGAAAAUGUACGCUUGCUGACACGACGAGAAACCAAGAGAGCAGGCCAUCAACGUAUCAAGAAUUGGAUCUAAACAACAUAACUCCGCCGUCAAUAUAUGAAAGCACAACGAUGGAAUCACAAAGCGUACCCAGUGAAAGCACUUGUGAGACGCUUGGUCAGAGACCUGAACCUAGUGUGUAUGUUAACCUUUCGAAGAAUACCCGUCUUACAGAUUCCCCAUACGUUAAUACAAUUGUAAAACGGUACUGAUCGUUAUCGUGGCUGA
This is a messenger RNA of Mizuhopecten yessoensis (Yesso scallop), 1412 nucleotides long. RefSeq lists its product as uncharacterized. The transcript is spliced from 11 exons. The record is from RefSeq and is a predicted model, not a curated record. Bases 23 to 1396 code for a protein of 457 amino acids. Lineage: Eukaryota; Metazoa; Mollusca; Bivalvia; Pectinida; Pectinidae. Gene Ontology annotation, cellular component: membrane.